AGUACGUCAUCUGGUGACGCCAAGCAUAAUGGCGGCUUAGUAAACCAAACGCACAAGCUUCGCAAGCGCCUUGAUUUUGAUCCUUAAAAUGGCUGGUGAGUCCUCUGAGAAGAAGGACCUGGAGAGCAUAGGGAAGGAGCGGGAGUCCCGUAAGCGCAGUCGUUCUCGCUCCAGGGAACGGGAACGUAAGGGAUCUCCCGGCAGAGACCGCAAACGGCACCGGUCCCGUGAACGCAAGCGCUCCCGCAGCAGAUCCAAAUCUGCAGACCGAGAUCGUCGUCUAAAAGACAAAGAAAGAGACAGAGAGAAGGACAGAGACAGGAACCGCAAAGACAGAGAAAGAGACAGGGACAGACGGGACAAAGACCGGUCCAAGAAAUCAAGGAGCACUUCCCCGAAAUCCAAGGAUUCGAAAUUAAAGAGGGAUGUGAAAAAAGAGGAAGAUGAGGAAGAUGAGAAGAAGAAAAAGAAGGUGCAGCCUCUCUCUCUUGAAGAGCUGCUUGCAAAGAAGAAAGCUGAGGAAGAGGCAGAGUCUAAGCCCAAGUUCUUGUCCAAAGCGGAGCGAGAAGCCGAAGCCAUCAAACGGAGAGAGCAGCAGACAGAGGAACGCCGCAGACAGGUGGAGGAUGAGAGGAAGAAAAGAAGAGUAUUUCAGGACAUUGGCAGAAAGAUGCUAGAGGAUCCUCAGGAGCGUGAACGGCGAGAAAGAAGGGAGCGAAUGGAAAGAGAGAACAAUGGGAAUGAUGAGGAUGAUGGACGGCAGAAGAUUAGAGAAGAAAAAGACAAAGGAAAAGAGCUGCAGGCCAUUAAGGAGCGUUAUCUUGGCGGGAUGAAGAAACGGCGGCGUACACGUCAUCUGAAUGACAGGAAGUUUGUCUUCGAGUGGGAUGCGUCUGAAGACACAUCGACCGACUACAAUCCAAUCUAUAAAGAAAAGCAUCAGGUUCAGCUGUACGGCCGAGGCUUCAUCGCAGGCAUCGACCUCAAGCAGCAGAAGAGAGACCAGUCCCGAUUCUACGGAGACCUGAUGGAGAAGAGACGGACCCUUGAAGAGAAGGAGCAAGAGGAAGUGAGGCUGAAGAAGGUGCGAAAGAAGGAGGCCAAGCAGCGCUGGGACGACCGACACUGGUCUCAGAAGAAGCUGGAUGAGAUGACGGACAGAGACUGGAGAAUUUUCAGAGAGGACUACAGCAUCACCACCAAAGGAGGGAAGAUCCCUAACCCCAUCCGCAACUGGAAGGAGUAUUUACUGCCGCCUCACAUUCUGGAGGUCAUCGAAAAGUGUGGCUAUAAGGAUCCUACACCUAUCCAGAGGCAGGCCAUUCCUAUUGGUCUACAGAACCGUGACAUCAUCGGUGUGGCUGAGACUGGUAGCGGUAAAACCGCCGCCUUCCUCAUUCCUUUGUUGGUCUGGAUCACUACUCUACCUAAGAUUGACAGGAUUGAGGACUCUGAUCAGGGACCGUAUGCCGUAAUUCUGGCCCCGACUCGUGAGCUGGCACAGCAGAUCGAGGAGGAGACCAUUAAAUUCGGCAAACCGCUGGGGAUCCGGACGGUAGCCGUGAUCGGUGGAAUAUCCAGAGAGGAUCAAGGGUUCAAACUCAGGAUGGGUUGUGAGAUCGUCAUAGCCACACCUGGUCGUUUGAUCGACGUGUUGGAAAACCGAUACCUCGUCCUGAGCAGGUGCACGUAUGUGGUACUGGAUGAAGCCGACAGAAUGAUUGACAUGGGUUUUGAACCCGACGUCCAGAAGAUUCUGGAGUACAUUCCUGUGACUAAUCAGAAGCCUGACACAGAUGAUGCUGAGGACCCUGAAAAAAUGAUGCAGAACUUUUUGGAGGGCAAACACAAAUACAGACAGACGGUCAUGUUCACGGCCACUAUGCCUCCUGCAGUGGAGCGUUUGGCCAGGAGUUACCUCCGACGGCCUGCGGUGGUGUACAUCGGCUCUGCAGGCAAACCUCACGAGAGAGUGGAGCAGAAGGUCAUCCUCAUGUCCGAGGGUGAAAAGAGGAAGAAGCUGCUGGAAGUUUUGGGAAGUGGCUUCGAGCCGCCCAUCAUCAUCUUCGUUAACCAAAAGAAGGGUGUUGAUGUGCUGGCUAAGUCUCUGGAGAAGAUGGGAUACAAUGCUUGUACACUUCAUGGUGGUAAAGGUCAGGAACAGAGAGAGUUCGCCCUGUCCAACCUGAAGGCCGGAGCUAAGGACAUCCUGGUGGCCACAGAUGUGGCAGGCAGAGGUAUCGACAUCCACGACGUCUCCAUGGUCCUCAACUACGACAUGGCCAAGAACAUUGAGGACUAUAUCCAUCGUAUUGGCCGAACGGGUCGUGCUGGAAAGAGUGGUAUGGCGAUGACCUUCCUGACCAAAGAAGACUCUACUGUGUUCUACGACCUGAAACAAGCCAUCUUGGAAAGCCCCGUGUCCACCUGCCCUCCCGAGCUGGCCAAUCACCCAGAAGCCCAGCACAAGCCCGGCACUAUCCUCACCAAGAAGAGGAGAGAGGAGACCAUCUUUGCCUGAGCUGGACCGCUUCCAUAUGUUGUUGUUUUUCUCUUGUGCAUCUUGUGACUGCUGUUUCUUUUUACCAGAUUAUUCAAAAGAGACACC
Rhinichthys klamathensis goyatoka is the source of this 2608-nucleotide messenger RNA. It is a transcript of the gene ddx23, whose product is annotated as DEAD (Asp-Glu-Ala-Asp) box polypeptide 23. The transcript has 17 exons. The record is from RefSeq and is a predicted model, not a curated record. Bases 89 to 2521 code for a protein of 810 amino acids. NCBI's taxonomy places the organism in Eukaryota, Metazoa, Chordata, Actinopteri, Cypriniformes, Leuciscidae. Gene Ontology annotation, biological process: mRNA splicing, via spliceosome. Gene Ontology annotation, molecular function: ATP binding; RNA binding; RNA helicase activity. Gene Ontology annotation, cellular component: catalytic step 2 spliceosome.